Funneliformis geosporum is the source of this 180-nucleotide messenger RNA. The record is from the annotation of a GenBank genome assembly. Lineage: Eukaryota; Fungi; Glomeromycota; Glomeromycetes; Glomerales; Glomeraceae.
AUGGUGAUUGAUAUGGCAAUCGAUGAUGAGGUAGGUGGAAAUAACAAUGAUGGUAUAUGGAGACAUAGUGUAAAAAUGUCAUCAUCUGGUGGGAAAUCUGGGAUUAAGGAACCGGAUUAUUCUGGAAUUAAUAUCCUUCGGAUUAAACCGGAUUUAUUAUAUCAGGUUCCUUCGUUCUGA